GCGCGGCGUGGCUGACGGCAGCGCGGCGCUGCUCUCGGAGAGGUCACUCCGGAGACGCGUUGGGCUUGGGGUGUGUGGGGUCGGUGACACUAUGUGGCGCGUCUGUGCGCGACGGGCCCGAAAUGUGGCCCCCGGGGCUGGGUUCCGGGCCCGGUGGACGACCUUGAAGGAAGGACCGGGCGCUCCGGGCGCGACCCCGCGGGCUGGCCCGGCUUCGGCUCGUGGCCACUGCGCGACCGCUAGAUACGGCGGGGUCCGGGCGCUCAGUGGCUGGAGCCUUAGCCGCGGGGCCACCACGCGGAGUCGCCUGCUGCUGCAGCUUUUCGGAGUGCCGGGCCGCCGCUGUUACAGUCUCCCCCCUCAUCAGAAGGUUCCAUUGCCUUCUCUUUCCCCCACAAUGCAGGCAGGCACCAUAGCCCGGUGGGAAAAAAAGGAAGGAGAAAAAAUCAAUGAGGGGGAACUGAUUGCAGAGGUUGAAACGGACAAAGCCACUGUUGGAUUUGAAAGCAUGGAGGAAUGUUACAUGGCAAAGAUACUUGUUCCUGAAGGUACAAGAGAUGUUCCAGUAGGAUCCAUCAUCUGUAUCACAGUUGAAAAGCCUGAGGAUAUUGAGGCCUUUAAAAAUUAUACAUUGGAUUCCUCGGCAGCACCCACCCCACAAGCAGCCCCAGCACCAACCCCUGCUGUUGCUGCUUCGCCACCUACACCUUCUGCUCAGGCUCCUGGUAGCUCAUAUCCCACUCACAUGCAGGUGGUUCUUCCUGCCCUCUCUCCUACAAUGACCAUGGGCACAGUUCAGCGGUGGGAAAAAAAAGUGGGUGAGAAGUUAAGCGAAGGAGACUUACUGGCAGAGAUAGAGACUGAUAAGGCCACUAUAGGUUUUGAAGUGCAGGAAGAAGGUUACCUGGCAAAAAUCCUGAUCCCAGAAGGAACAAGAGAUGUCCCUCUAGGAACCCCACUUUGCAUCAUUGUAGAAAAAGAGGCAGAUAUACCAGCCUUUGCUGACUAUAGGCCAACUGAAGUAACUGAUUUAAAACCACAAGUACCUCCACCGCCCCCACCUCCGGUGGCUUCUGCUCCUCCAACUCCCCAGCCUGUAGCCCCUACACCUUCAGCCGCUCGCCCAGCUGCUCCUGCUGGACCAAAGGGAAGGCUGUUUGUUAGCCCUCUUGCAAAGAAAUUGGCAGCCGAGAAAGGGAUUGACCUUACACAAGUAAAAGGGACGGGACCAGAAGGCAGAAUCAUCAAGAAAGACAUUGACUCCUUUGUGCCUACUAAAGCUGCUCCUGCUCCAGCAGCCACUGUGCCUCCUCCAGCUCCAGGAGUGGCGGCAGUUCCCACCGGUGUCUUCACAGAUAUCCCUGUCAGCAACAUUCGUCGAGUUAUUGCACAGCGGUUAAUGCAGUCUAAGCAGACCAUACCUCAUUAUUACCUUUCUAUUGAUGUAAAUAUGGGAGAAGUUUUGUUGGUACGGAAAGAACUUAAUAAGAUGUUAGAAGGGAAAAGCAAAAUUUCUGUCAAUGACUUCAUCAUAAAAGCUUCAGCUUUGGCAUGUUUAAAAGUUCCUGAAGCAAAUUCUUCUUGGCUGGACACAGUUAUAAGACAAAAUCACGUUGUUGAUGUCAGUGUUGCCGUUAGUACUCCUGCAGGACUCAUCACACCUAUUGUAUUUAAUGCACAUAUAAAAGGACUGGAAACCAUUGCUAAUGAUGUUGUUUCUUUAGCAACCAAAGCAAGAGAGGGUAAACUUCAGCCGCACGAGUUCCAGGGUGGCACUUUUACAAUAUCCAACUUAGGAAUGUUUGGAAUUAAGAAUUUCUCUGCCAUUAUUAACCCACCUCAGGCAUGUAUUUUGGCAAUUGGUGCUUCAGAGGAUAGGCUGGUUCCCGCAGAUAAUGAGAAAGGGUUUGAUGUGGCUAGCAUGAUGUCUGUUACACUCAGUUGUGAUCAUCGGGUUGUGGAUGGAGCUGUUGGAGCACAGUGGCUUGCUGAGUUCAGAAAGUACCUUGAAAAACCUGUCACCAUGUUGUUAUAAUUAACCCAAGAAUUUCUAGACACUCCGAAGUCAUAUUGGUUCAUUCUUAUCAAGAUAUUUAUAUAUUAUUAAACAGGUUUUUUUUUUUUUUUUUUAAAGUUAACCAGUUAUUUUUUAGUCAGUUCAGAUAAGUUAUUUGUAAUGGGCAUUAUUGAAUUUUUUCAAUGCCAAUUACACUCAAAUAUUGUGCACAUUUAAUAAAAGCCAGAUUUUAAGCUCUGUACUCCGCUAGUCAAGGUAUGUGUGACCUAGCCCUUUGGUGAUCAGUACUUCCAAUGGGAAAUGGUAAUGUUAGAAUGGUGAUUCCCUGUUGAGCUAUGUACAUAAAAGUAACAUUUGAGGUUUUGAAAUUUAAUUGCCUUAAAUGUUUUGUUUAGAUGUGAGGGGAAAAGUCAGAAAAAUCAGUCUCUUGGAGAAGGGUUUGAAGUAUAGCUUUGGAAUUUAACCCUAAUUUAAAAUUUUCUGUUACAUGAGCUGAUCUAUCAUGGAUAAGAAGGGUAGAGAACUUCAAGGAAAAUAAAUUUUGAAAGUCAACGUUUUUUUAGACCUCUUCAAUCCACUGUUCUUUAUUUUUCUAUGAAUUCCUAAAUGGUUGUUUUACCCCCUUGAGAUGAAGAUUAUAAAUAUAAAUCAACUACUUGGUAUAAAUGAGAAUUUGUGUGGGUAUUUAUUUUAACAACUUAAAUGUAAUGCUGAGAGCAGAAUUCUAUAGUUACCUCCAAAUAAAAGAAUGUACUGAUGGAUUUAACAGGAGAAAUUGUGAAAGUGGAAUUUUUUUCUCCAUUAACUGGUGGGUACUUGCAAACAAAUUUUAACUACCAGAAUUUAUUACGCAAGUAACUUUCGAAAACUGCAGCAAGUAACUAUAAGUGUAAAUAUGUAAAACAUAUGUAAAAUAAUGGUUUCUAGUGUUGGAUGUGUGCCAAAGUCCAUUUAUCACCAAGAACUGUUUGAAAAGGAGAAAGAGAUAUAUUGGUGACCAGUGUGGAGUGCUGAAAGAUGACGACCAAAACAAGUGAUCAUUCUUACUUGGGUAAAGUAAGCAAAUGUGUACAAAAAAACUGUUUUGUGUUUUUCCACCCUAGCAUUGUCAUAUGUGAACUAAGAAGGCCCUGCACAUUUAUUAAAAAAAAUUAUAUAGUUUGCUAAUUUAUUAGCCUAAUUUUUUUCAACCAUUUUGUUAAGAGUUUGGUUUUUUUCUGUUAAGAAUGGAAGAGAAAGAUAUUCAGGAUAAUAAAAAAUGAAUUGGGAUCAAUUCCAGACUGUCUAUUGAUGUUUCAAUAACAUCAAUUUAUGAUGUUUCAAUAACAUCAACUUAGGAUGAUUAUAUUAUCCUAUCCAGAAUUGUUUAUAACUGUAAGUCUGUUGCUUCGUUAUGUGUAAUUAUGUGGAGGUAUACUCUGAAAUUAGGUCUUUCAGUACUAAAGUGUCUCCAAUGGUUAUUAUUACCUGGCACAUUAAGUGACGCUCCAUAUUUUCUAUGGCUGUUCCCUUGUUAGUGUUAUACAGACAGUUCAAUACAUUAAUUCAGUUUUCCAGUAUCUGACAAUUUUAUCUCAAAUUUAGGAUUAUGCAGAAGGAACAAGCUUAUUACAAGGGAUCAUCAUUAGUAUGAGCCACAUCUUGUUCAAAUAUAUGAAACUACAAUGACAAUUCAUUCUUUGUUAAUGCUAUGGCUCUAUUGUUCCCUUGCAGGAGAAAUAAAAAGUUGCCUUCAAAUUUUUUUGAGUUAAAAAUUAAUCUGAAUAUAAUCUAAAUAUGAAUUCACUCUAUUUCUUUAUCAGAACUGAAAGAUAAAGAGAUAGUGUUUUUGGUUAAAAUUGGAUUGGUUAAAAAGUGAACUGUUCAAUGUGUCUGGUCUAGUUUUUGAUCUGAUGGUAAUUUUCAUAUUAAGUAAGACUCAGGGGUGGCAAUGUAUGUAUAAACUAUUAAACAUUUAGAGUUUAUAGAAUUGAUAAAAUUAGGACUUUGUUUAGAAUAAUAUAAUCACAGUCUAGCUUUAAUAAGCUCAAGGAGUUACUGAAGCACCUCACGUUGAGGGGUCGAAAGUGUGACACAUUCGCCUGAUCAGUGUGUAGUCUGACUCUGUUAAGAUACUCUACUCUGAGAUUUGUGAGUUAAGUUUCCAAAAGCCUGGUCUACAGGAGGAGUUGACCACAUGAGGGGUCCUCACCUCAUAAUAAUGUACAAGUUUUGGAAUACCUGGAAAAAUAAUUACCGCUGACAGUUGAUUUGAAAUAUUUGUAGAAAAAUAAUCUCUAAAUCAGGGAUAGUUAAAGUACAUCUCAAAAUAUUUCAGUUUUGAGGGAAAAAAGUGUUAAAAGAUUAAAAUUUAAAGUAUAGUACACAGUCCAUUAUGUUUUUCAGCAAAGCUGCCUUCCAUAAUGAGAGGUGGAACUGUUCUUGGAUAUACAUUACCAUUUAAAUAUUAAACAUGUUAGAUCUUGCUAUGCAUUUUACUAGUGAGUACACACAGCUGCUCACGUAGGUGGCACUACAGUGCUGAGAGCAAAAGCAGGUUAGGGAUGGGCGUUUCUAGGAAAUACGUGCUGGAAGUAGUUUUGGAAGAAAAGGUAAAGUGAUAACAUUAGUUUUUUGAGAGAUAGGAAGAAUAUAAUAGAUGUGUUACUGUUAGGACAUCCUACAGUUAGAAUUCAAACCCAGGUCAUGUUAAAGAAAAUUAUAGUUAUUUUAAAAUGUCAUAUCAAUAGUUUGUUACAUAUACAACAUUAGUCUCUGAAGUUAAAUUUUUUUAAAUUAGUUACUUUAUAAUCAACUUUAUUUAAUGUUCUAUGCUGACUAGAAUAGUAAUUAUAAGGAAGCUGUUUUGUAUCUAGAAGACAAGGGAUGGUUAAUGUUUGAUGUGCACACUACUUGGGAUAUGAUAUGGAAAGCUGAUACCUUUGUAUUGAACAACUAUCUGAAAACUUUGUGAGUGGGAAUUGAAAAGUACUUCACCUCUGUAUUUUUGAUUAUCUUUUUUAGGUAAAAGAUACUUGUCCCAAAGUGAAUUCCUUUAAAAUUGAGUUACAGCUAUUUUGGAUCAUGUUACAAUGUCUGACUAUAGUAACUGUACUGUUGUAUCCACUCCACAGACAAUCCAAUAUCCAUAUUUGAUAUUAAAAGGUCUGCCUCUGUAGCUUGGACUUCUGUCAGAACUUUUAUAGAGGCAUGGGUUUGCAUGUUAUUCUAUUGGUCCUGUAUCUUUAUUGCUGGAGGAAACCUAAACCACUAUGGCCAUCCUGGUAAUAAAAAACUUGCACAGUC
This is a messenger RNA of Condylura cristata (star-nosed mole), 5302 nucleotides long. RefSeq names its product dihydrolipoamide S-acetyltransferase (gene DLAT). NCBI's taxonomy places the organism in Eukaryota, Metazoa, Chordata, Mammalia, Eulipotyphla, Talpidae. Gene Ontology annotation, biological process: pyruvate decarboxylation to acetyl-CoA. Gene Ontology annotation, cellular component: pyruvate dehydrogenase complex. Gene Ontology annotation, molecular function: dihydrolipoyllysine-residue acetyltransferase activity. The transcript has 14 exons. Bases 92 to 2035 code for a protein of 647 amino acids. The record is from RefSeq and is a predicted model, not a curated record.